AUGGCCUCCACAACAGCAACCCCCGAGGCCACUCUACGCCAGAGGAACGUGCCAGCCUCGAGUAAGAAAGCCAAGAAUGGCGUUUCCUCUGAUGUCGAAACCGACAAGGUUCCGGAUGCCGUCGCUCCAGCUAAAUCUGGCUCCGAACUCGAAUAUAAACUUGCUCUUGUCCUCAUCACCGGCUUGGCGUUCCUUACCAGAUUCUGGGGCAUCAGCCAUCCCGAUGAGGUCGUGUUCGACGAAGUCCAUUUUGGAAAGUUCGCGUCCUAUUAUCUCGAGAGAACAUACUUUUUUGAUGUGCACCCUCCCUUUGGCAAGCUUCUCUUUGCCUUCAUGGGCUGGUUGGUCGGCUAUGAUGGCCACUUCCACUUCGAGAACAUUGGCGAUUCCUACAUCCGCAACAAGGUCCCUUAUGUCGCCUUUCGCUCUCUUCCCGCCAUUCUCGGUGCUCUCACCGUCUCGGUUGUCUAUAUGAUCAUGUGGGAGUCGGGUUAUAGCCUUCCAGCUUGUCUGAUUGCCGCCGGUCUUGUCCUCCUCGACAACGCUCACAUUGGCCAGACUCGCCUGAUUCUCCUCGAUGCCACCCUGGUCUUUGCUAUGGCGUGCAGCUUGCUCUGCUAUAUCAAGUUCCACAAGCUGAGGCACGAGCCCUUCUCCAGGAAGUGGUGGAAAUGGCUGAUCCUGACUGGCUUCGCCCUUUCUUGCGAUAUCUCCACCAAGUAUGUCGGCCUCUUCGCCUUCAUCACGAUUGGUUCUGCCGUAUGCAUCGACUUGUGGGAUCUUUUGGACAUCAAGCGUCCCGGUGGCGCUCUGACUCUGCCCCAGUUUGGCAAGCACUUUGCGGCUAGGGCUUUUGGUCUGAUCAUCAUGCCCUUCAUCUUUUACCUCUUCUGGUUCCAAGUUCACUUCUCGAUCCUCACUCGCUCUGGACCUGGCGAUGACUUUAUGACCCCCGAGUUCCAGGAGACCCUCAGUGACAACAUCAUGCUCGCCAACGCCGUCACCAUUGAUUACUAUGACACCAUCAGCAUCAGGCACAAGGAGACCAAGGCCUACCUUCACAGCCACCCGGACAAGUACCCGCUGAGAUAUGACGAUGGCCGUGUGUCGAGCCAGGGUCAACAGGUGACUGGCUACCCUUUCAACGAUACCAACAACUACUGGCAGAUCCUUCCCCCUGGCCCUGACGAUCAGAAGCUCGGUCAUCCCAUCAAGAACCAUGAUCUCGUGAGGCUUCGCCACAUUGUUACGGAUACCAUCCUGCUCUCUCACGAUGUUGCUUCUCCUUACUAUCCUACCAAUCAAGAAUUCACCACCGUCUCCAUUGGAGAUGCCUAUGGCGACCGCGCGGCUGAUACUCUUUUUGAAAUUCGUAUCGAGCAUGGAAAGGCCAACCAGGAAUUCAAAAGUAUUUCCAGCCACUUCAAGCUGAUCCACAACCCGAGCAAGGUUGCCAUGUGGACUCACUCGAAGCCACUCCCAGAAUGGGGUCACAAGCAACAGGAGAUCAACGGCAACAAGCAACUGGCACAGAGCUCCAACGUCUGGCUUGUUGAGGACAUUGUGUCUCUGCCCGCGGAUCACGCGCGCCGUGAGAAGGCUGAGAAGAAGGUCAAGACUCUUCCGUUCCUGCGCAAGUGGUUCGAGCUGCAGCGGUCGAUGUUCUGGCACAACAACCAGCUCACCAGUAGCCAUCCCUAUGCCUCUCUGCCGUACCAGUGGCCUUUCCUAUUGCGUGGCGUGAGCUUCUGGACGCAGAACGAUACUCGCCAGCAGAUCUACUUCCUUGGUAAUCCCAUCGGAUGGUGGCUCGCUAGCAGUGUCUUGGCUAUCUAUGCCGGAAUUGUCCUGGCAGAUCAGUUCUCGCUCCGCCGUGGGCUCGACGCCAUGGAUCGUCGUACCCGAUCCCGCUUGUACAACUCUACUGGUUUCUUCUUCCUCGCCUGGGCAACUCACUACUUCCCCUUCUUCGUCAUGGGCCGUCAGCUCUUCUUGCAUCAUUAUCUACCGGCUCACCUUGCCUCGGCACUUGUUACUGGCUCGGUGGUGGAGUUCCUCUUCAGCACCGACUCAGCGGAGCCUGAGUACCAGCCCAGCAAGUCGGGUAAGAAGGUCGCUCCUACCACCAAGCGCCGCUUGAGUGCCCGCGAGCGUCUUGCUGGCCAGAGCAUGGCUGGCGCCUGGAUCGCGACUGCUGUCAUCAUGGUCCUUGUCGCCUUUGGCUGGUACUUCUUCUUGCCCUUGACCUACGGAUAUCCUGGGUUGACCGCUCCCGAGGUUAACCGGAGGAAGUGGCUGGGCUACGACCUUCACUUCGCCAAGUAG
Molecule: messenger RNA, 2325 nt
Organism: Neurospora tetrasperma FGSC 2508
Lineage: Eukaryota; Fungi; Ascomycota; Sordariomycetes; Sordariales; Sordariaceae
Exons: 3
Coding region: 1-2325 (774 amino acids)
Biological process (GO): protein O-linked glycosylation via mannose
Cellular component (GO): endoplasmic reticulum; membrane
Molecular function (GO): dolichyl-phosphate-mannose-protein mannosyltransferase activity
Source: RefSeq, a predicted model, not a curated record